Paecilomyces variotii is the source of this 1878-nucleotide messenger RNA. RefSeq names its product WD domain-containing protein. The transcript is spliced from 5 exons. Gene Ontology annotation, molecular function: protein binding. Gene Ontology annotation, cellular component: Set1C/COMPASS complex. The record is from RefSeq and is a predicted model, not a curated record. NCBI's taxonomy places the organism in Eukaryota, Fungi, Ascomycota, Eurotiomycetes, Eurotiales, Thermoascaceae. Bases 157 to 1587 code for a protein of 476 amino acids.
AGAGGACUUUCUUCCCUGCGCUGCACCCCGCAAUCGACAUCCAGAUCCUGGAUGACCGUCUGCAGUCAUCCCGCCUGGCUUACCAACCAGGCAGGGCUUUUUUGUCGUCUUUGUUAGUCUGCUAUCUCUACACUCAGGCCUGUGUCAUCCGAUGCCAUGAACCUUUCUCUCAUCGAUCCCUUUGUCCUCGCCCAGGACUAUCCCGACUCGUUGACUGACAAGCUGAGAAGUGGCCAUGCGACAUGUAUACGGUUUAACCGCCGUGGAGACUAUCUGGCGUCCGGACGAGUCGACGGUACGGUGGUGAUAUUUGAUGUUGAAACAAAUGGAGUUGCGCGUAAGCUCCGUGGGCACACGAGACAGAUCCAAUCUCUCAGCUGGUCUAGAGACGGCAGGUAUCUCCUGAGUUCUUCGCAGGACUGGAAAUGCAUAUUGUGGGACAUGAAGGAUGGCUCGCGAGUGCGCACAGUCCGAUUCGAGGCCCCCGUCUAUAUCGCGGAGUUACAUCCAUUCAACCACUGGCUCUUUGUAGCUUCCUUGUUCGAAGACCAACCCGUUCUCGUCGAUAUAUCCACUUCUAAACCCAUCAAACGUAUACUCCCUUCUGCCCCUCUCCGUCCUCAGCUCCCCAAUGGCGAAGAACUCGAUCCAGCCGCGGCCGCGAAGCAAGCCGCUCAAGAUGCCAAACAUUCCACGUGUGUCAGCAUAUUCACAGCAUUGGGGAAUCACAUCAUCGCGGGAACGUCAAAGGGAUGGAUCAAUAUCAUCGAAACACAAACGUGUACAACUAUACAUUCAACGCGGUUAUGCAACGGUGUCGUGAUCCUGCUCCGUCUCGCCAGUAAUGGCAGAGACUUGCUGGUCAACAGCUCCGAUCGCGUUAUCCGAACGAUUCUAUUACCGGAUCUUUCGCAGCUGGGAGUCGGAUUGGACCCGGCCAAUAUAAAGCUGGAGGUGGAACACAAGUUCCAGGACGUCGUCAACCGACUGAGCUGGAACCACGUCGCGUUCUCUUCGACCGGGGAGUUCGUGACAGCAUCCACCUUCAUGAACCCGGAUAUCUACGUGUGGGAGCGAAGUCACGGCUCUCUGGUCAAGAUCCUCGAAGGUCCCAGGGAAGAACUGGGCGUCGUGGAAUGGCAUCCAUCCCGCCCAAUGGUAGCGGCCUGCGGCCUUGAAUCCGGCUGCAUCUACGCCUGGUCGAUUGUGUCGCCCCAAAAAUGGUCCGCCCUGGCCCCUGACUUCGGCGAAGUCGAAGAGAACGUCGUCUACAUCGAGCGCGAAGACGAAUACGACAUCCACCCUGCCGAAGAGAUCCACCAACGUCGUCUCGACCAAGAGGACGAGAUCCCAGACGUCCUAACCAUAGACCCAGUCAAGGGCGAAGGUGAAGGGGAGGUCGACGCAUUCCGCAUGCCUGUCCUCCUCGACAUCACCGACAGCGAAAGCGAGGAAGACAUCGUCGCCGUCGGUCCGGGGACCAUGCGACGACGUAGUCCCGGAGCGAACCGCGAAUGGAUGAACACAAACGGCGACAACGCUCCAAACGGGACUUCCCGACCCCAGAACAAAGGACGUCGAAGAUGACACUAUUAUUGUCAUCCUAUCAUCACUUUCCGUCCUUUUUUUCUCAUUCUCAUCAUUUAAUUUCGAUUUGGACACCCAUCGCAACUAUAAAGCACGUAGUGUCUUUCUGACAAAAAAACCAUGUACGUCUUUUGCAUAAAAAGGAAAAAAGAGUUCAUCAUAGUCCUGGGUAUGGAUGUGGCGAGAUUAUUAUAGGAGUUCGUUUGGGCAGGUCAAGGUUGCAUUUAGGCGGAUCCGGUCAGAUCAAGGGACAGGGCAGGCCAGGGUUUUCUUUUUUUGCGCUCGCACAGC